Molecule: messenger RNA, 2627 nt
Organism: Contarinia nasturtii (swede midge)
Lineage: Eukaryota; Metazoa; Arthropoda; Insecta; Diptera; Cecidomyiidae
Gene: mib1
Product: E3 ubiquitin-protein ligase mind-bomb
Exons: 11
Coding region: 209-2293 (694 amino acids)
Biological process (GO): protein ubiquitination
Cellular component (GO): cytoplasm
Molecular function (GO): zinc ion binding; protein binding; ubiquitin-protein transferase activity
Source: RefSeq, a predicted model, not a curated record
AGUUUUAGUAAAAAAAUUCGUAGCUUGACAUAUGUCAAAAUUUAUUUAUUGAAAUUUUUUCUUCUCUGGUUUGAGAUUUUUCUUUUCUACAUGCGAGAUCCACAACAAAUUUCAUUCACAGACGCGAAACAUAUGGAACUAAGAAGCAAAAUCGUUUCUAUGCAUCAAAGCUCGUCUGUGAUUGGUUGAUUGAUUUAGCCGCCAUUAUAUGAAAUUGCACAGUUUUGAUGAAAUAAUCUGGCUACAACAUACUGAUAUAUAUUCACAAAAUGCAGAUGCAUCGACCACAAAUGGUAAUACAUCUGCUGCAAGUACGGCGAUUGUCAGUAGACCUACAAGAUUUACAAUGGAAGGUGUUGGCGCACGAGUGAUUCGAGGACCAGACUGGAAAUGGGGCAAACAGGAUGGUGGUGAUGGUCAUGUGGGAACUGUUCGAAAUUUCGAAUCAUCAGAAGAAGUGGUUGUUGUCUGGGACAAUGGAACAGCUGCCAAUUAUAGAUGCGCUGGUGCAUACGAUUUACGUAUUUUAGAUAGCGCUCCCACUGGCAUCAAACAUGAAGGAACAAUGUGUGAUACAUGUCGUCAGCAGCCCAUAUUCGGUAUAAGAUGGAAGUGUGGUGAAUGUUCGAAUUAUGAUUUGUGCUCAAUAUGUUAUCAUAGUGAUAAGCAUCAUUUAAGACAUCGUUUUUAUCGAAUUUCAACUCCUGGCGGUGAAAGAACAAUCUUGGAGCCACGGCGAAAAUCCAAAAAAAUUUCUGUCCGUGGUAUAUUUCCGGGUGCGAGAGUUGUACGCGGUGUAGAUUGGCAAUGGGAAGAUCAAGAUGGUGGAAAUGGCCGACGCGGCAAAGUGAAUGAAAUUCAAGAUUGGUCAGCGGCAAGUCCUCGUUCAGCUGCAUAUGUGGUAUGGGAUAAUGGUGCAAAGAAUCUAUAUCGUGUUGGUUUUGAAGGUAUGGCAGAUUUGAAAGUUGUGAAUGAUGCCAAGGGCACAACUGUAUAUCGAGAUCAUUUACCGUUACUCGGUGAAAAUGGUCCUGGGAAAGGACCAGGAAAUUUUCAAAUUGGCGAUCAAGUUUCAGUUGACUUGGAAUUGGAAAUUGUACAGAGUCUACAGCAUGGCCACGGUGGCUGGACCGAUGGAAUGUUCGAAUGUUUGAGUAAUGCUGGAACCGUGGUGGGAAUUGAUGAAGAUCACGACAUUGUUGUUGCUUAUCCUAGUACAAAUCGUUGGACAUUCAAUCCAGCCGUUCUUACAAAAAUUGCAUCCGAUCGUGAUGGCAGUUCACAACAAUUUGCUGUUGGAGAUUUUGUAAAAAUUUGCCACGAUCUGGAGCGCAUUAAAAUUUUACAGCGUGGUCAUGGUGAAUGGGCAGAAGCUAUGAUUCCCACAUUAGGCAAAGUGGGCAGAGUACAACAGGUUUAUCAAGAUAACGACUUGAAAAUUGAAGUAUGUAAUACAUCGUGGACAUACAAUCCAUUGGCAGUAACAAAAGUCGCUUCAGCUGCCGAUGGUACUGUACCGGUUACAUCUAGUGGAGAACGAUUGUCAGCGAUUUUGAAGAAGCUAUUUGAACCACAUGUAUCCGGCGACAUAACUGAAGAAUUGGUUAAAGCAGCAGCAAGUGGAAAUACACAACGAUGUCAGGAAUUCCUUUCUGGAUGUCAUGGAGGCACAAACGGACAAUCAGCCGAUGUGAAUGGCGUAUUUGCUGGACACACAGCAUUGCAAGCCGGUAGUCAAAAUGGACACUUGGAUGUUAUACAAACUUUGUUGAACUAUAAUGCUGAUAUUGAAAUUGAAGACAAAGAUGGCGAUCGAGCCGUUCAUCAUGCGGCAUUCGGUGAUGAACCAGCUGUACUUGAACUCUUAGUCAAAGCUGGUGGUGAUUUGAAUGCGCGAAACAAACGACGUCAAACUGCUUUACAUAUUGCGAUAAAUAAAGGUCAUUUUAAUGUAGUAAAAACAUUACUUGAGCUUAAUUGUCAUCCGAGCCUGCAAGAUUCGGAAGGCGACACACCACUACAUGAUGCUAUAUCCAAAGAACAAGAUGAAAUGCUAUCACUGCUAUUGGACUAUGGUGCCGAUAUUACGUUGACAAAUAACAACGGUUUCAACGCAUUACAUCAUUGUGCACUUAAAGGAAAUCCAAGCGCAAUGAAAAUAUUGCUAUUAAAAACGAAUCGACCUUGGAUUGUUGAGGAAAAGAAAGAUGAUGGCUACACCGCAUUGCAUUUGGCUUGUUUAAAUAAUCAUGUGGAAAUUGCCGAAUUAUUGGUGCAUAUGGGUAAAACUUAAGAUAUAAUAUGUAAUUUCUAUCGACUGUUGAUGAUAUCACUGUCCUAGUUGAAAAAAACGACAGAGAUGGGACUAGUCAUUCUUACUUAAUUCGGGGCCAAGGAAUCCAAUGGUGCUAGCCAUUUUGCUUGGUUGGCUCAUGACUUCAUACAAAUUUUUUUUCGAAGUUUUGAUUUUGGGCUAUUCUGAAAAAUGAUAUGUUGACUAAUUGAUUUUUGUAAAAAUCGGUAUUGGGGGGUUUUUUGGCACGAAAAAACCGAAUUUCGCAUCCAUUUUGCGAUACGAUAAUAUUUGGAUACACUUUCAGUACAAAAAAUCGAAAAAAUCGAAAUAG